ACUAAUCAUAAUCACAUCAAACAAUUACCUCAAGAUAAAGGCUUACCACACAAGACGUUUGCAGCUUCUUUCGCGUUCACGCCCACGGCGUACUGUUCUCUACAAAGAGUGCCUACAACUGAACGGGUCGAUAUGGCAGAAGCCGAAUUGCGCAGUGUGAGCAGGCAGCUCCAACAAGCUCUUCACCAUAACAACUUCCAGCAGUGUCAACAGCUCUUGUCCAAAGCAAAAAUUGCCUUGUUGCAUCUAAAUGCUCUCAUUCCAUCACCACAGACGCCAACCAGCCACUUGCUCGCUGCGAGGGAGAUGCUGGAACUGGGUGCCAUUGUGUCUAUUCGCAUGAACAACGAACAGUCUCCCGAUUCUUUCACUCGCUAUUUCCAGCAAUUACAACCAUUUUACGCGCUCCCAAAAUCGCAACUUCCCACCGAGCACAGCCAGCAGAGCAGGAUAACGGGAUUGUACUUGCUACUCCUUCUCAGCACCGGUGAUUACGGAGGCUUCCACACCAUGCUGGAGACUUUGGAGAUGGCCAAGGGAGGGGCAACCGCAAAAGGUUUGGAGGAUGAUGAGUUCAUCCAGUACCCUGUACGCUUGGAACAAGCACUCAUGGAGGGAAGUUAUGAUCGCGUAUGGCAGGAGACAAAAAGCUCCAGUAUACCUAGCGAGGAAUACGGCAUUUUCUCGAGCUUUCUGAUCAACACCAUCCGUGACGAGAUUGCCUCUUGCUCAGAAAAGGCGUACGCUUCCGUGCCGAUCUCAAACGCUAAAAACCUCUUCUUCCUUGAUUCAGAAGGCGCCGUGGUCCAGUUUGCCCAGUCACGAGGCUGGACUGUAAAAGAUGGUAGAAUUUAUUUCCCGCAUCAGGACAAAGAUCUCCUAGCCAGUGAAAAGGAUAUCUUAAGCGCAAGCGACCAGGUCAUCGAAAAUACACUGGGGUAUGCUAGAGAGUUGGAGACUAUUGUGUGAUUUUCAGCGCCUGUACCCCCUCCGGUUCUUCACAGUGCAAUCUAUUUUACUGAAUUGCUAGAAUCCACGUAAAUUCAAAGUCAGUCUUUAACUCGGAGGCCAUCAUAAGACGCCCAAGGAAUUGAAAAGACAAAGAAUUGUACAACAUAUCCGAUAGCAUCGUUCUUGCAUUAGAUCAGGACUAUCAAUAGCAAAACUUGCACAUUUAUGAGACAGAUGGGCUUUAUUUGUAUCCUUUCAAAUUCGUUUCCAGUCCAUUAACCACCAUCAUGGAGCAG
Molecule: messenger RNA, 1247 nt
Organism: Verruconis gallopava
Lineage: Eukaryota; Fungi; Ascomycota; Dothideomycetes; Venturiales; Sympoventuriaceae
Exons: 2
Coding region: 133-969 (278 amino acids)
Biological process (GO): proteasome-mediated ubiquitin-dependent protein catabolic process
Cellular component (GO): cytosol; nucleus; proteasome regulatory particle
Source: RefSeq, a predicted model, not a curated record